Peronospora farinosa is the source of this 2202-nucleotide messenger RNA. NCBI's taxonomy places the organism in Eukaryota, Oomycota, Peronosporomycetes, Peronosporales, Peronosporaceae. The record is from the annotation of a GenBank genome assembly.
AUGAUGUUGUUGAUUUGGCACGAAGGAUUGGGCACAGACGAUGAGCAGGCCACGGACGACGAGCUUUGGGCACGCGUGCUCUACUCUUAUGACGACGACAAUGAUAACAGCAAUGUGUUGUCGAGUCUUCACUUGGUGCAGGGACUGCUGGCGUUUGUACGAACCUGUCGACGAAGCGGAGACGGAGAUUCAAUGAAAGAGACAACGACCACUGCGUGGACGCCCGAGUGGGCGAGUGUGACGCUUUCCAGACGACGGUUCUUCAUCUUGGAAGUGGAGCAACAGAUUUUCAUGGCACUGGGUGUCCAUCCCACAGUUGAGAUUAAAGACCACAGACGUGGGUAUGAAGCACUGCUUCGAGAGAUAUACGGCAUGUUCGGACUGUUUCAUGGAAGUAUUGAGAGUAAUUUACGGUUGCUGCCUUCAGGUGGUAGAUCCGUCGAGUCGGACAUGACUCCUCAGAAGAACACGGAUGGAAUGGAUCUUUUGAUGGAUAUCGCUGCGGUGCGAAAACGGUUGCGCAAGCUUCGACUUGCAAUUGAUUCGCUUACGUAUCACAAGCCGCUUAAUGUCACCAGCGAAGAUACACAGCAGGAUGAGGAAUAUCAGCAAGAGAAAAAGACAAUGGAGGCAGAACUUGAGGCAUUAAUGGCGCUAUCUCCGGCUACAACACUGCAAAAGAAAUGUGCUGGAUUCUUCCCUCCACUCCUUCAAACUCUGAACGUUCGUAGCUCGAGUGCGUUUUCGGAGUUGCAAGGCCUCGGAUAUUUUCCCAUGGACCAGCCCACGUUCUUAGCGCUGCAAACUUUCGUAAAUGGCUUUCACACCGAUUUACGGUCUUCCGAAUCAGAUGUGGGAGCAGAAAGCAUGGAGAAGUUGGCCCUGUUCUAUAAGGGCAAUCUUUUGUGGAGCUCUUUGGAAACCACGACAAUGCAUCUGCUGUACAAAUUCCUCCGGCUUCGCGAAGAACGUGGAAUGACCAUGCUCCGUGGUGACGAUAAACAUGAUGUAGAUUAUUUACAUUCUGGUCUGACGCUACCAAAACAUGCUGACUCCGAGUUGUGGAUGGCUAACGCGUAUGAGGACACCUUUCUUCCUGUAUGGUCUAGCAAGCUUUCGUACACAGAAUGCGAUGUUGUCGCGCAAAGCAAAGAUGGCCGCCCCCGCGUGCGUAAGUCAGCUUGCUCGUUGCACAAGCAGCAUCCAGUCUCGCUGUCAACGUUUAUAUCGGCAGCAUCGCCUUCCUCUGGUGAUCCUGUCUCGACUCCACGUCCCGGUGUUGCUGCAGAGCCAUUACAAUUUUGUCCGCCUUCGCAUUCUCCUGCCUCAUUGACUCGAUUUGGAGGAGCACGGAGGAACGAAACGAGGCCUGCUAACUUACAGAGUGCAAUGAAGACGCGAGCCAGGUCCCCUUCGUUUCGAAAUGCUGGUCUAAUGCUGAAGAAUGGCUGCUUUUCAAAGUUACUCCAUGCCAAUCGAGAAAUGCAAUCGGGAAAAGUCUGGAGGGAGAUAGAAAGAGUGUGGAGUCCGCUUAUCUACCUUUUAGACGGUGUAUCCACCUCCAUUGCAAAUACCACGUCCACAAUGAUGGCUGCAAGGCAUCGAGUAGUGGUGUGGCAUGAAGCAGAUCUCACAAUGAUCAUUUUGCUCCGUCUCGACGCGACAGAGCCUGAGUCAACGGGUGCAGUGCCAACAAGUUUAAACGCGGACACGAUGGAGCGUUUAAAAAACUAUCUGGAGGAACAACAACGAUUCGAGACCCUAGCACACCUCAUUCUUGCCCGAUAUACCGCCACUUUUGCUUUUCAAAAGAACAUCCCUCGACUUCCUCCACUUUCUCCAUUUGUAUACAUCAAUCGUGUCAAUCUUGCGUUUCGAAUGCAACAAGUCCCACGACUUUUGAAAAGCAAAGAGGACGAUAUGUUUCCAAUUCCUGAUCAUUUGCUCGUGCACUACUUCCCGUCGUCUACAACGGCUCUUGUUAAUGAUCUUCAUGCAAAGUUGCAUGGAUCAAUAAGCACUGGAAAUCGAGAGAUUUGCGUUCUCACACGUGAUGCUGGUUGGGUAUUUGCCAAGAAAUCAGAGACAUCACAUCGUGAGCUGUACGUCUUUAUCGAUAGUAAAGUGGGUUCUUCCGUUUACAGUCUUACGGAUUCACUUCAGAGGCUGUUACACGACCAAUUUGAUAACGUCUUGUUUUAA